AUGGACCGUGUUUCUGGUCUCCCUGAGCCGCCUCGAUCAGAACCUCUCCUGCCUCCCUCGUCCCAGGAAAUUCCCUCCUCCCCGCCUUCUGUUAUAUCUGAAGCUGGCGGUGGACGACGACCUAGGAAGCCCCCCACAGUCACGCCUCGGUCCUUUAGACGUUUUUUUACUCCCCGUUCCCUGCUCAACAGCGGUAAUGCGAGCGGUGUCAAGACUAGUCGCCAGGCUUUGAGGGCUCUAACUUCGCCAGCUGUCAACCGUCUUGGACCCGCAUUUACGAGAUCUUCCAAGGCUGGCAGUCCCAGCAGCCCUCACCACGGCUUAUCGGAGGAUGUUCCUCGAACUCCGAGCAGGAAAAGAAAACAUUCAUUCUCUUCGGUGGUCUCCCCACUACAAUCAUCGCCUUUGAAAAAAGUUCGUGUGCGAUCACCGGUUGGCGACGAUGUGGAGCAGAGGACGACCAUUCGCGAUAUUGAUUUGACCUCCACCCGAGGACGCUUUCGAGAACCUACGCCAUCAAGCCCACCUAAACGUCGACCUGUCUCUCCAAUCAGCCGCUCUCGAGCUUUGCAAACGUCUGGUUCAUUGUUUAUGCGCACUGUACAAGGCUCGCGAGCCGGCCGAAUGAUUCUCCGAUCUACUGCUGGAGCCAGCUGGCAAGAUCUUACAUCCAACUUCCAUUCGCGACCGGAAGACCGUCACUCAUGUACCAGCUAUGCUGCGGAUGGGCAGAUAGCACUUCCGUUCUGCAAUGCCUCUUGCAACACCAAUUCACUCGUUGCUGUGGGCGAUGAGGAAGGCGGAAUUCGUCUGUUGGACUCCUCCAAAGACGAUGAACGUGGUUUCUCUAGUGCCUAUCUCGGUUUUCGUCCUCACAUGAACUCAAUUAUGGACCUCGAGUUCUCUUCCGACGAUAUGCUUCUAGCAACAGCUUCCGGAGAUCAAACAUCCAUGGUCAUUGACAUGACUACGCAACGGCCAGUUCACUGCUUGUCUAAUCACAACUCGUCAGUCAAGCGCGUUCAGUUUCAACCACGCUCCAACAAUAAUGUCCUUGCAACCUGCAGUCGGGAUGGUAAUGUCAAUAUUUGGGACCUUCGUUGCAAGGGAUUCGAGCGCCCGGCCCUGCAAGUCAGAUGCUCGCUGGAAUCGGAGGACGAAACCAACCCUGCGCCUCCCAAGAUGACCUAUCCUCAGGUUCUUAACACCAUUCACGGUGCGCAUGCAUUCAGUACACCUCAGAAGGCAAUGAUGGACAAGGCCGAAGCUCCUCCAUUCGGUCGUUCCGACAUAACUAACCUUUUCGUGACAGCCUCGGAGGCCAGCGCCAGUGUUCGCCUCUGGGAUUUGCGCACGGCACACAACAACCGUCGUGGUCGACCUGUCCUCCCACUUUCUACCACCAGAGAGCCCGACAGCCACAUCAAGUAUCGCCGGUUUGGUCUCACUUCGAUGGCUUUUGGUGGUGACGGCGCACGAUUAUACACUCUCUGCCGAGAUGGUACUUGCUCGGGCAUGCACCUGAAGCUUUCCCAGAACCACAACCGUCCCCGACGCUCUGGUGGUUCUGACAAGGAGGGUCUAGGCCCCUUGUAUGGGUUCCGUCACCCACGACUCCAGGUUUCCUCCUUCUAUGUCAAACUAGCGCUGCGAAAAGCAUCGGCAGCAGCGACCACUGUCCCAUACUCUUCCCCUACCGAUGAACGAUUCUUACAGCCCCCUGUCAAGACAAUGCCUGAUGAUCUCCCUGUGACACGAACCUCCCUCUUCACCACCCGGUCAGGACUGCGCCGAACAAACUCCAGCGCUGGCCUAUCAGGCCGUCUUGAAGAUACCAUCCCAAUCCACCACUCCGGCACGCCCCUUACCGAAGGCCACCAGAAAGAAGUCACGGGCAUGUCCUGGACAGUUGACGGUGAAUUGAUCACAGUCAGCGACGAUUAUAGCGCUCGAUGCUGGCGUGAAGGUCCCGAGGCCCGCGAACUCCGAAGUAACAGCAAAAAGGAUGGUCGGGGCUGGCAGUGUGGAUGGGCCUCUACGAAGGACUCAUACGAUGAUGAAGACGAAUGA
Messenger RNA from Penicillium maclennaniae, 2070 nucleotides. RefSeq lists its product as uncharacterized. The transcript is spliced from 6 exons. Gene Ontology annotation, biological process: proteasome-mediated ubiquitin-dependent protein catabolic process. Gene Ontology annotation, cellular component: nucleus. Gene Ontology annotation, molecular function: protein-macromolecule adaptor activity; protein binding. NCBI's taxonomy places the organism in Eukaryota, Fungi, Ascomycota, Eurotiomycetes, Eurotiales, Aspergillaceae. The coding region runs from base 1 to 2070 and encodes 689 amino acids. The record is from RefSeq and is a predicted model, not a curated record.